AUGGAAAACGAGUCUAACUCUGCGGCACCGCCAUCAUCAAAUAAAAAGAGAAAGUGUGGGUACAAGAAAGACUGGGAAAGUGAAUAUUUGUGGCUGAAAGGUGUUGAGGGGGAUACAGAGAGGGCUUUUUGUGACCUUUGCAAAACGUCCUUCUCAGGGGAAUACGAUGUCAAACGACACAGACUCACGGAGACUCACAAGAAACGCGUCCAACAGAAAGAGACAUCCAAAUCUAUGGAUGCUUUCCUCCGACCUAAAAACGACUUUCUAGCUGACAAAGUAACUGCUGCAGAGAUGACGAGUGUGUAUCACACUGUCCAGCACGCUACGUCAUAUCGAGCAGGAGAUUGUGGCACAAAGCUAGCCCCAACGAUUUAUCCGGACUCGGACAUUGCCAAGAGGAUGGCCUGUGGUCGGACGAAGGCAGAAGCCAUUGUCACGGAUGUGCUUGCCCCUGCCUCCGUCGAAGAUUGCUUGAAAGUCCUCAGAAGACCACUGAAUGAGCAACGAGAGGCAACAACCAAAGCCCACACGCCAUUCUUCUCAGUGGCUUCAGAUGCCUCCAGUCAUGGGACCACCAAGCUCUUCCCACUGUCAGUGCGUUACUGGACACCAGACUUGGGAGUACAGAUGAAGGUCCUUGAUUUCUAUGAUGACAGUGAUGAAACAUCUGCUGCAAUCCACAACCAGAUAGUCACCAAGCUGGAGGAAAAUGGACUGGGACUAGACAUGAUAUCUGCAUAUUCCGCUGACAAUGCUAGUCUGAAUUAUGGGAGAUACAACUCUGUCUUCCAGAAACUGAAAGAGAACAACAAUUGCAUUUUAAAGGCAAACUGUGUGGCCCACAUCAUUCACAACAGUGCAAAACACGCAGGAGAUCAGCUAAAUAUUGACAUUGAAAAUGUUGUCAACAAGACCUUUAGCCACUUCUCCUCAUCUGCCAAACGCAUUGAGGAACUUAAGUCAAUUCACAGCUUUGUGGAGAUAGAGUACCAGUCCCUGCUUAGACAUGUGCCCACAAGAUGGCUGAGCUUGUGGCCCGCAGUGAAGAGGCUUCAUGACAGCUGGGCUCCUAUCAAGACCUACUUUCUCUCAUUGGGAGAGGACAAGUGCCCAAAGUCACUAUGGCGGCUGUUCAAGGAUGACCAGGAUGGUGAGGGCAACCCCCUUGAUCUACAGGUUUACCUGUCCUUCCUCAGCAAUGCGCUGAAGAUUUUCCAUGACACUGUGCUGGUGCUAGAGCGAGAAGAUGGGACUGUCUGUGAGCUCUACGAUAUGAUGUUCAUCCUAAAAACCAAGCUACAGCAACGACAGAGUGAUGGGUUCUUUGGGGCCCAGACAGAUGUGCUCCUCCAGCAGUUUCCAGACAGACAGGCAGCUGUGCUCAGAGAGGACAUGUGCAACUUCUACCAGUCCUCUCUCACCUACCUGGAGCAGCGCUAUGACUUCUCAGACUCCAACUACCAGAAGAAAGUGGCUAGCCUGGCACUAAAGAAGAGCCUAUUCAGCUUCUCCCAACUCUGUGAAGCUGUAGAGGUCCUGCAGCUAAGCAAGAAGUUGGACAUGGAUGCGCUAUAUGAUGAGUAAUGUGUCGUUUUGCCACGCCAACAGGCCAUUGUGCAGUCUGGAGCUCCAGUCAUGGAGAAGUGGGCCACCUUACUCAAGCACACUCACACACCAAACAUGACAGCAUUUGUUUCUUUCCUCUUGAGUAUACCAAUCACCAAUGCU
This is a messenger RNA of Misgurnus anguillicaudatus (oriental weatherfish), 1731 nucleotides long. NCBI's taxonomy places the organism in Eukaryota, Metazoa, Chordata, Actinopteri, Cypriniformes, Cobitidae. The record is from RefSeq and is a predicted model, not a curated record.